Messenger RNA from Aedes albopictus (Asian tiger mosquito), 932 nucleotides. Its product is annotated as trypsin 5G1-like. Gene Ontology annotation, molecular function: serine-type endopeptidase activity. NCBI's taxonomy places the organism in Eukaryota, Metazoa, Arthropoda, Insecta, Diptera, Culicidae. Gene Ontology annotation, biological process: proteolysis. The coding region runs from base 44 to 850 and encodes 268 amino acids. The record is from RefSeq and is a predicted model, not a curated record. The transcript has a single exon.
ACCACAGUUCUGCAUCUACGCUUCUACCAAACGCAAUUCAGCAAUGGCCUCUCUGUUCACCGUUCUAGCAGUUGCUAGUGUUCUCGCCAUCUCCGGUGAGGCCCUACCGAACCGGUCGCAUUCUUUGCGUCCGUGGUCCAACCCGUUCCUGCGCUCGUCGGGUCGUAUCGUCGGUGGAUACGAGGUGGACAUUGCUGAUGUGCCGUUCCAGGUGUCGCUACAGCACGAUUUCGGACAUUUUUGCGGAGGAUCCAUCAUCUCCCGUAAAUGGGUUCUGACGGCCGCCCAUUGCGCCGCCAGUAGCGAAGAUCCGCGGAUGAGUUUACGCGUCGGAUCCAGUCUGCAUAGCCAGGGUGGUCAACUGGUACCGGUCAAACGUGUCGUUCAACAUCCGGAGUACGAUUACUCGAAUGUCGAUUACGACUUUGCGUUGUUGGAGUUGAACGAGGAGCUGGAACUGAACGAGGACCUGUACGCUGUUGAGCUUCCGGAGCAGGACGAGCCGGUUCAGGAUGGAUCGUGUCUGCAGGUUUCCGGAUGGGGUAAUACCCAGAGCGCUUUGGAGACGGGUGUGGAACUUAGGGCGGCAUACGUUCCGGCUGUCAACCAGGAGAAGUGCGUCGAGGCUUAUGCUUCGUUCGGCGAGAUCACCCCACGGAUGCUGUGUGCCGGUUUUGACAAGGGAGGCAAGGACGCUUGCCAGGGUGAUUCCGGUGGCCCGCUGGUUGAGGGAUCUAAGCUGGUCGGUGUGGUAUCUUGGGGUAAGGGUUGCGCCGAGGAAGGAUACCCAGGAGUGUACUCUCGGGUGGCUACCGUUCGCGAAUGGAUCAGGGAAACCAGUGGAGUUUAAGAUAAGAUUUAUGUUACUUGUGGAAUAGUUGAUCAAAAAAUAUAAAACAUUCUACUAAAAAUUGUACUAAAUAUUCAGAAAA